AAUAUAUGUACCCCAUAGGCUCAGGCAUGUGCAGAUGUAAAACAGCAGGAAGCUGUGUGUACUCGAAAAAUGAGUUCCCCUCCACCUUUAUGGAGGAAACUAAUGGCACCAUGUGUGCAUUUUGCAGAUAUAUGUUGAAUUUUAAAGGCAGGCUGUUUCUUUAAGGGCUCUCUGCUGCUGGUUGUUUGUCUGCUCAGCCUCUCUUAUUGGCUGGGUGGAACAGGACUGACUGGUUGUGUUACCUGCUCCUUGUAGUACACACUCAGAACUGAUAGUGUCCCUGUAGCAGUGCCCUAUGUGCACAUGGAUUUAUCAGCCUGACACCAUGGGAUUACACAGCAUUUUCCUGCAGAAAUAUGGAGCAGGAUAGCAGAAUAGGAGAUGCCCAGGGACCCACCGCUGCCCCUGAGAAUUUCCAUGCACCGAGGGAAACUAUGGAUAAUGCUAGUGAGCAGCAUGUCUGUUCCCUAAACUCCACUCACCUCUGUGAGCAGGAAGAGGGUGCAGUGUCCGGAGGCCAACAGGUGCUUGUGGCAAGGGGUGACCCCUUGAAUUCCUGGCCACCCACAGACUCCAACAUAGAGCAUGCCCAAGAACAGCUUAAAGACACAGAGCCUCCAAAAAGCCUUAAUGAAGACCUUGAUGAGCACAAGGCUCUGGUUGAGGUGUCCAACCCUACUGAUCUUCAGGAUGGAGCAAGCUUGGCCUCUCCGAGGGACUUUGCUGACCAGGAGACCAAGGAGGAUCAGAGGGCUACUGAGAAAAUGGAAGGACAGCUGACUAGCCUGUGUGGGUCCCAGCAGGGACUGGAUGUGACUGAAGCAAAAGGGCAGGAUGCAGAACCCACAGAGUGUUCCAUUCUGCUGGAGGAGAACUUGGAGCAGGAAUGUCCCAUAUGCACAGAACCCUACAAUGGCACCAGUCACAAACAGUCCUUUCUCAACUGUAACCACACCUUCUGCAACAACUGCAUCAAGACCAUCAUAGAGAAUGCCAGUCGAGCCGAGAUUGGCCGAGUCGUGUGUCCAAUCUGCAGGCAGAGGACUCCCACGAUGCAGUGGGAGAUCCUUAAGAUGCAAGAGCAGAUGAUGGACAAUGUGACCCCCCAGAUCCAGCAAUUCCAAGUGGCCCAGGAGCCGCCAACCAGGGGACCCGGCCUAUGCUGGGCUUUGGAGUACAGAUUUCAGAAGCGCUUCUACACCACCCGAAUGUUUCCUUUCGCUCCCUGUUGUCGGUACCCAGUCAGAUGCAUCAGUGGACUGCGCAAACUGGAGCGGAGGAACCGCUGCCUCUAUCGCUGUCUCUUGGGCCUCCUCUUCCUCAUGGAGAUCAUGAGCUUCUUUGUAAUUUUCCUGCCCAUUAUCAUCCUCAUCUUGGUCAUUGUAUUUACUAGAUAAUCUGGCAAACUCCCCCCCCCAACCCCCAAGACAUUGAUUUUCUACUCAUUGUUCAAUUAUAAAACCAACACAUCUCAGCUUU
Molecule: messenger RNA, 1479 nt
Organism: Xenopus laevis (African clawed frog)
Lineage: Eukaryota; Metazoa; Chordata; Amphibia; Anura; Pipidae
Product: E3 ubiquitin-protein ligase rnf8-A-like
Exons: 2
Coding region: 357-1397 (346 amino acids)
Source: RefSeq, a predicted model, not a curated record